AUGUUGAAUUCGCUCACAUUACUCCUGGAAAAAGUGUUCUUCCUCACUCACCUCAAUGUCUUCAGGCCCAGUUUGUUGUUUUCAGACACAGACAGAGCGAGGGAGAAGAAGAGAUUUACACAUCACUGCGAGAAAGAGGGGGGGAGAGAGGGAGUCCCGGAUACCUCCGCCGGCGCCGCACUCCCAGACUCCAUAUACCAACGGGGAGACUUGCUAGAAGUGCCCCGGACUUUAUUCACUCAUUUCGGCAUCUAUUUAGGAGGCAACCGGGUGGCGCAUCUGAUUCCGGAUAUCUUGCCACUCUUUACAACGGACAAGCGUUCCAUCCAGGUGAUGGUAACAAACAAACGCUUAGUUCUCGGAGUUCUAUCCAAGAGCGCCAGCAUCCGGGUGGAUACUGUUGAGGACUUUGCGUAUGGAGCACCAAUUCUACUGAACGCUAUGGACACUACCGUGCAGAAACGACCGUUUGAUGGCGAAGAGAUCGCGAGUAGAGCGGAGAAACUGGUUGGGAAGAUACCGUACAGCUUGCUUUGGAAUAACUGUGAACAUUUCGUUACUUAUUGCCGGUAUGGCAUUGCAAUCAGCAUUCAGACUGACAAGUUCUGUGAUUGGCUGAAAUCUGUCAUCCGGGAUCACAGGAGUGUUCCGCUGACAGCGUUCCUGGGAAUUCUGUCUGUCGUCUAUCUGGGAAUGUCCUCCUACACCGCCUUGCCCACCCUCCUCAUCCCCUUCACCCUCUGGAUGGCUGGCUGAUUCUGGGAAUUCAAGAAUGGACUUGGAAUUAUGGAAUUAUGGAAUUUUGGGAAUUUUUAUAAUGUGUAUAGAAGUGUAUGUUGUGUU
Molecule: messenger RNA, 843 nt
Organism: Salvelinus namaycush (lake trout)
Lineage: Eukaryota; Metazoa; Chordata; Actinopteri; Salmoniformes; Salmonidae
Product: lecithin retinol acyltransferase-like
Exons: 2
Coding region: 1-756 (251 amino acids)
Biological process (GO): retinol metabolic process
Molecular function (GO): phosphatidylcholine-retinol O-acyltransferase activity
Source: RefSeq, a predicted model, not a curated record